Brassica oleracea var. oleracea is the source of this 1856-nucleotide messenger RNA. RefSeq lists its product as uncharacterized. Lineage: Eukaryota; Viridiplantae; Streptophyta; Magnoliopsida; Brassicales; Brassicaceae. The coding region runs from base 103 to 1569 and encodes 488 amino acids. The record is from RefSeq and is a predicted model, not a curated record. The transcript is spliced from 10 exons.
CAAAGCUUAAAUAUAGCGUUCUGAGAGGCGCGCUUCUCACAGUUCCUUCCGUCUUCGUUUGGCGAGCGAGAGAGAGAGAGAGAGGCAAGGGGUCACUCAAUAAUGGCUUCUUCUUCUUCUUCGUAUCUUCCUCAUCCUCAUCCUCAUCGAAUCUCUGUUCUCCUUCAUCUUAUUGUAUUCUUUCUCUUAUCCUCCCUAGUCGCAUCGGACACGGAGGCGCUCAAAGGUGUUGGUCCGGGCAACUCAGCUCUGAGUGUCAACCUUACUUCGUGCGAGCGCAUCCAAGUCUCUGGCUACCCAAGAACCGAAUUAGGAAAGUAUGCACAUUCUUUUAAGGUCAAGUUGGCUCCUUUGGUUACUCUCUCGGAGAGGCUACACUGCAAAAUUCAGAUUUGUGUUCACCGGAAUGCUUCACUUGGAAUGUGUCAGUGUGAGAAAUCUGAUUGGAAAAAUCUUCAGAAGGGCCAGUGGAGCUUUGUCAUGUCCCCAUAUGAUACACAAUACAUUGAUUUGAAGUACACUGGUCAAUCUUCUGCUUCAGUCACCAUCUCCAUUACAGAAGAUUUUCAGCAAUGGCGUAUUCUCUGUCUUGUGGUCGGACUGGUGGUGAUCUUGGCAGCACCAGUUGUCAGCAGCUGGCUUCCAUUUUACUACACCAGCUCUAUGGCUGUUGGUGUCUUCCUCGUCGUUCUUAUCAUUAUUUUCCAGGUUAUGAGGCUAUUGCCUACCGGGAGGAAAAACGUUAUGUAUCUUGCUUUCUACGGAUCUGUGGUAGGGGCUGGAUCAUUCAUUCUACAUCAGUUCUCAAUGAUGAUCGACAUGAUUCUUGUCAACUUCGGGCUGAGUGAAGACAUGUAUAGUCCAGUUGCAAUCCUCGUGCUUGUGGGAAUAGCCAUCACAGGAGCUGCUUUUGGAUUCUGGACGGUGAGGAAGUUUGUGGUUUCCAAAGAUGGAGGUGUGGAUGCUAGUGUUGCCCAGUUUGUUAAAUGGGCAAUGCGUUCUGUAGCCGCCACGUUUAUCUUCCAGAGCACAAUGGAUACCCUUUUGGCGAUGGGAGCUUUCCUCUCAGCUAGCUUACUCGGUUAUCUUAUCAGCAGAACCAUUCACAGAAGGAAAAGCGUUGUAACUCAAAGGCAGUGGCUGGUCCCUGCAGGUAAGGGACGUCCUAUGCAUGGACGAGCUGAGUUUCUUAGCCGUCCCGGAGGAGGUGGACUGUGGAACAGUGCUUGGACUGUACCUUCAUAUACUGGUUCUCCUUCUAACGGUUUGAGGAAUGCGAUGUCACGGUCUUCAUUUAACCGGAGAAUACCGAUUGAAAGGAAGGAUUAUUAUUCUACGUACCACAGGACGCCGAACCGGAAGAAGUUGUCAAAGGACGAGUAUGAAGAGGUGACACGAGAGACGACGAGGGAAGCAAUGGCGGGACUCGCUGCUUCUCCGGGGUUCAGUGAUUGGUUGAUUGAGCAUGCUGACAGAAUCAAGUUGCUUCCGGAUGAAAGUUAUGAUGACGAGAUGGGUAGUGAAUCAGACUCAACCGGUGAACAAUCCUGGGCAGGUUUUAUCUGGUAGAGAGUUGAGGCAACAAUUCUUAAACUAGUUGCAGGACACGUGUCGUUUAGUGCUUACCAUUAACUUGGCAGGGAUGAAUGCUCUCAGCUUUGAGAGAGUUUAGGGGAUAGUUAGGAGUUAAGAGUUUAGUCUUUGUACAAUUUUACAGUUUUCUCCAAUCUAAAGCAGCUUAGGGUUACUCUUGGUUGUGUAGUGAUGUUUGCUCCUUUUGUUUCUAGUGGCUCUGUGCCAUCCACACCUCUUUUAAAUGGAUGAAAGGUUUUGAAAUGAUUAGAUCAUUUCCCUAA